GAGGAGCUUUUACAGCCGCUGUGUCAUUCUAAACUCUAGAGGAUCAGAUUUAUCAUCCACCAGAGAAUCACUGCUUGGUUGUAUCCAUUUCUGAGAGUGUGGACGCAGGAAAGCAAAAGAAGGUAGCCCUACAGAGAAGAGAGAUUUUUCAAUAGAUCAUCUCCCACUGCUGAACAAAGAUGUCUCAAUUGAGUCAGGAGGAGGAUGAACAGAUACAGCGUCCUGAGGUGAGAGAAGAAGAUGUGACCGAAACAAGGAACAGACUUGGAUUUACUGGACCACCCAAGAGUAAGACGAUACAAGUGAUGGAAGAGUGUGACAAAAUGGGUAAAACUGCUCCCUCAGUGUUCAGUCGAGCAAAGUCGGGGGCAGAGACAUCUUUGAACACACGCUCGGCCCGACCAAUCAAGAAGUAGAAGCUGACCUUUUGUCCUGGACAUGGCAGCACCUUUUUCUUGUUAGUUUUUUUUGGUCCAGUUGUGCCUCUGUCCUUGAAAAAUCUCUUUUGAAAGCUGACAUUUGUAGAAGUCACUCUUAUAUUUGUACUCUAAAUGAUUAGUCAUUGAAAUUCAAACAGAGCCUUGAAGUAUUUUAAACAACAGGUUUUGUCUUAGUUUGAAAUAAUGUAAUUUUUUUUUAGUAUUGUUCAUUAGUUGAGCAUUACAAUUUGCAAGACUGGUAAUUUCUCCCAGUUUUACCUCAAGAGUAAAAUAUAAAGGGCAAAACUUAAACUAUUCAGUGAUGUUCAUCUCUAUGUACAGAAGAAGAACCUACACAGUAUUGUUCAUUGUAAAAAAAAAUUGGUGUACCAUUUUCUUUAGAAGUGAAAUAUUUUGUCAAAGAAUAAAAUCAAUGUAACAAAACUUGGUUCCUUGAGAACCAUAACUACUUCAACCUAAUGCAAUCUUGACCCCUUGUACAUGGAAAAAACAAUUAAAAGAUGGAAAAUAAAAAUAUCUGUGAAAAGCUAAUUUUGUCUCCUGUGUUCUGAAAUAUACAGCAGACAUGGAAAAAAGAUGUCAUGUAACUAUCAGAAAUUAAAAAGGGAACAAGUCAA
This is a messenger RNA of Cheilinus undulatus (humphead wrasse), 1057 nucleotides long. RefSeq names its product musculoskeletal, embryonic nuclear protein 1a (gene mustn1a). The transcript is spliced from 3 exons. Bases 180 to 416 code for a protein of 78 amino acids. Gene Ontology annotation, cellular component: nucleus. Gene Ontology annotation, biological process: tissue regeneration; chondrocyte differentiation; chondrocyte proliferation. NCBI's taxonomy places the organism in Eukaryota, Metazoa, Chordata, Actinopteri, Labriformes, Labridae. The record is from RefSeq and is a predicted model, not a curated record.